This is a messenger RNA of Coregonus sp. 'balchen', 3075 nucleotides long. The record is from the annotation of a GenBank genome assembly. NCBI's taxonomy places the organism in Eukaryota, Metazoa, Chordata, Actinopteri, Salmoniformes, Salmonidae.
AUGAAAUCUCUGUUUUUGCUACACAUCUGUUGGCUGGAAAUAAUCGCAGGUAUCUAAACUCUUCAUACCUUUUACAUGUAAUGAAUUCUAGAGUUAAAGGAGGUGUACCCUCUGGGACUUGGAGGUAGCUAUUGGGUAUCCUGCUGUAGGCCUAAUUAUUCAUCCUUUUGGAACACAUGCCAUAGAUUGGUAUAGAUGAGAUACUUUGAACAUGAGUGAUCUGAACACAUGCUAUAGAUUGGUAUAGAUGAGAUACUUUAAACCAUGAGUGAUCUAAACAAAUGCCAUAGAUUGGCAUAGAUGAGAUGCUUUGAACAUGAGUGAUCUGAACACAUGCCAUGGAUUGGUAUAGAUGAGAUACUUUGAACAUGAGUGAUCUGAACACAUGCCAUAGAUUGGUAUAGAUGAGAUACUUUGAACAUGAGUGAUCUGAACACAUGCCAUAGAUAUGUAUAGAUGAGAUACUUUAAACCAUGAGUGAUCUGAACACAUGCCAUAGAUUGGUAUAGAUGAGAUACUUUGAACAUGAGUGAUCUGAACACAUGCCAUAGAUUGGUAUAGAUGAGAUACUUUAAACCAUGAGUGAUCUGAACACAUGCCAUAGAUUGGCAUAGAUGAGAUGCUUAGAACAUGAGUGAUCUGAACACAUGCCAUAGAUUGGUAUAGAUUAGAUGCUUAGAACAUGAGUGAUCUGAACACAUGCCAUAGAUUGGUAUAGAUGAGAUACUUUGAACAUGAGUGAUCUGAACACAUGCCAUAGAUUGGUAUAGAUGAGAUACUUUAAACCAUGAGUGAUCUGAACACAUGCCAUAGAUUGGCAUAGAUGAGAUGCUUAGAACAUGAGUGAUCUGAACACAUGCCAUAGAUUGGUAUAGAUGAGAUACUUUGAACAUGAGUGAUCUGAACACAUGCCAUAGAUUGGUAUAGAUGAGAUACUUUGAACAUGAGUGAUCUGAACACAUGCCAUAGAUUGGUAUAGAUGAGAUACUUUGAACAUGAGUGAUCUGAACACAUGCCAUAGAUUGGUAUAGAUGAGAUACUUUAAACCAUGAGUGAUCUGAACACAUGCCAUAGAUUGGUAUAGAUGAGAUACUUUGAACAUGAGUGAUCUGAACACAUGCCAUAGAUUGGUAUAGAUGAGAUACUUUAAACCAUGAGUGAUCUGAACACAUGCCAUAGAUUGGUAUAGAUGAGAAACUUUAAACCAUGAGUGAUCUGAACACAUGCCAUAGAUUGGUAUAGAUGAGAUACUUUAAAACAUAUUUGAGUAAUCCCAGCAGCCCAGCUAACAAUGGUUGGUUUAAAUGUGACCCCGUUCCUCUGUCAUUAGGAAUCAGGGUGGAACCCUCAGUGGACCAGUAUGGGUUGAAGGGGGGUUCAAUAUGUCUGGCUGUUGCAGAACCUGAGAUUCUCAAAGGACUUCAAUGGAAGACGGGCAGUGAUGUAAUAGUUAGUGAUAAAGAGAUUUCUCCUAAAUAUAAGGAGAAAGUGGAUUAUAACUCUGUCAACCAUUCUCUGUGUAUUAAGAAUCUGCUGAACACAGACAGUAGAAUUUACAUGGGAAGUGCAAUUAAUCAGAGAGACUGGACUGAUUCAACUACCACAUACAGACUAAAGGUGCUUGGUGAGUUUUGUGAAGUUUUUGUGCUGGUAGUCAUCUUUUUGUUUAUUCAAUACAAUUAAAGUAUCUAGACCACUCAUAGAUGUAUGGAUCUCUUUCCCAACUCCAUUGGUUCUUGUAGAUCAUGUUCCCAAACCAGUUAUGGAUGUCACGUCUCUCUUCAACACAAGUGUGGGACUCUGUGACGUCACAGUGAACUGUUCAAUUAAAGAUGGCUGGAUGUUGUCUGUCUGUGGCGGGGGUCAGUGUACACGGUCACAACAGUUACUGUCUCUGUCUGGGGUCAACAUCAUCAUCUCCAAUGGCAACGGGACUAUCCAAUGCACCGGCAGCAACCACGUCAGCACACAGACCAUCUCUCAACCCAUGGAGGACAUAUGUAAGGUCCAAUCUAGCAUUCAUUUGGAGAUCUACCCGUGAGGUUAGAAGCUGAACCUCAUGUUGAUAUUGUGUAGUCAUUCUGUAAUAUCUCUGUCAUUGUUUAAUACUAAAUGAUGCGAUAUCAAAUAUUGUAAAAAAUAUAUCCACAGGGAAAAGCACACACAGGAUAUCAAAGUUAUAUGUUUAGUAUUUUUAUUUAUUUAGAGCCAACACAUAAACACCCAAUAUGUUUAUGUGUUGGCUCUAUGUGUUAGGUCUUUUUUUAAAUGAAUUUCUCAAUUUGACAAAAGCUCUGACGGAGGCCUUGAGGCCGAUACGUAAAGCUUAUUAAAGAGCAGUGACACAAUCAGGAGCAGUGAUACUAUCAGGAGCAGUGAUACUAUCAGGAGCAGUGAUACUAUCAGGAGCAGUGAUACUAUCAGGAGCAGUGUGCAGGCUUCUUCUUUUUUCUCCCAUUGACCUUUUUUGGAAUUAGCACCGCAAACAUCUACUUGGAACAGCUGAUUUAAUCUUGGCUGCAAGGACUUUUGUUUGAACGAUAUGAUACAUAAACGGUACCUACCAUAAAGUAAUGUUGACUGUUGGAAACAAUUAACAUCACAUUAGACCAAACGUGUUAAUGAAAUAUUGUAUUUUUGGCUCUGAGAGGGUAACCCAGAUUGUGUGUCCCAGGUAUUGGUGAGAAGGACGGCAAAGCUUCAGCAUUAUCAGUCAGGACCAUUGUGGCCAAUACUGUUCGAUCAGUGUUUGUUUAUGUUGGAUUGGCAGGCACCAUAAUGGCCAUCAUAAAGGUCAAAAGAUGGAUAUCCUCAAAAGAAGUUGACUCAACUCAGGUACUUCCUGUGAAAUGCAUUUGACUUUUUAUAAAUAUAUUAUUUUAAUUUAAUUUUAAAUUGUUUUACUUUGUAAGCUUUGUUGAAUGAAGAUUUGAUGUAAUUGUAAUGUCUCAUCUUUAGGAAGUCAUCGUUGACACCUCAGUGAAUGAUUCAGCAGAGGUGAGGCCAGAACCACUUGGCCCUCCUGAGGUAGAAACACUUUACAGAAAUAUGCAGAAACCAGGACAGCAACAAUAA